Phlebotomus papatasi is the source of this 1989-nucleotide messenger RNA. RefSeq lists its product as uncharacterized. Lineage: Eukaryota; Metazoa; Arthropoda; Insecta; Diptera; Psychodidae. The record is from RefSeq and is a predicted model, not a curated record. The transcript is spliced from 2 exons. Bases 135 to 1496 code for a protein of 453 amino acids.
AUUGGAUUUAUCGUCAGUCUUAUCAUUGAUAAUUUGUUUUUUCUUAUCAGUGCAGUGAGCGUUGUGCAAAAUAUUGUUAUUUUUCAAUUGAUAUUUGUUCGGUGUUAUAAGUUAAUUGCAAUUAGUUUUAAAUAAUGGCUAGUAAAAGAAUGCAAAAGAGUCUUAAAUUCAUCGAAGGUGAAUUGACCAAUCUGAUUUUGGUGAAUAAUGCUGAAUACUCAGAUUGCAGCCUCAUUGAGAGCAAGGCAUCAACAUCACCACAAUUUGAUGGAUUUAUGACUGCUAUUUUCAAAUUAAAUAUCACUGUGAAGAGUCAUAAGUCGCACGAGAAGAUAAAUUGUGAUUUGAUAGUGAAGCUGAUGAAAGGGUCAGAAGAUUUUCGUACAACGACCAAGUAUUUAACACAAUUUAGAAAUGAAGUUUAUAUCUAUGGGAAGGUCAUUCCAGCUUUUACUGCUUUCCUGAAGGAUAAAAAUUCAUCUAUAGAAUGCGAAAAAUGGGUACCAAAGGUGUAUUAUCACUUCUAUGGGAAAGUACCAGCUCUGAGUAACUUUCCGGAAUCUGUUCUUGUUUUGGACAAUGUGUCUUCAUUAGGGUUUAGAAAUCCUUUAUCUUACUUCGAGCUAGAUCUGGAUCAUCUCUUUUUCAUGCUGAAAACCAUUGGGGAGUACCAUGCUCUUAGUUAUGCUAUGAGAAUAUCUGAUGAAGAUCAUUUUAAGAAAUUGGUUGAUGGAAUAGUUCCUCUUUGUUACCAAGAUAACAAUAAUGGAGAUAAUGCUUAUGAUGUUUUGCAUAAGAUUGGACUAGUUCGUCUUUUUGAAUAUCUAGAUAGACGAAGUGAUGUCUAUGUGGGACGAGUGAAGGAUGAGCUUGAGAGUUUGAGAAGAAAGUAUCUCAACUGUCCUACUAAAAUGCUAGAUCUUCUUCGUGGAGAUGAUCAUCCCUAUUCAGUAAUUCAGCAUGGGGAUUACAAUCGGAAUAAUGUUCUCUUUAAGUACGAUGAUGGUGGUUCAAAGAAGCCAAUUGAUAUGAGGAUGAUUGACUUUCAAGAGGUCAGAUAUGGAUCUCCUGCUUUUGACUUGUCCUUUGUAUUGUUUAUGAAUGCUUCAUCGGCUACAAGGGAUCAACAUUGGGAGGAACUUCUUCAUUACUAUCAUGAUACUCUCUUCAAAUCCCUUAUGGAAAUUUUAGAUUGUGAUGAAGAUGACGAGAGACUGGAAGUAUAUAAGUAUGAAUCAUUCUACAAACAUUUUUCUCGUUUCGCAAUCUAUGGAGUAUUCAUCGUUGCCCACUUCCUUCCCUGGAUGGAUUGUUCUCUGAAGGAAUGUGAACUGUUGGCUUAUCAUUUUAAAACAAACAUGAAGAGUCAGGAGUUUUGGGAUAUUUCCAUGUCUGCAGGCGGAGAUGCCACCAAUGAAAAAAUUUUCGAUGUAGUCAAACACGCCAGUAAAAUGGGAUACUUAAAGGUUGUGCUCGAUGAAAAAGAGGCAGGAUAAUUGGGAUUAAUGAAAUAUGAACCUUAACAAGAGUUGUAAAGUAAUAAAUCAUAACUUGUCAAUCGGAACUCGUCGCUGUGUCCAGAUUGAGUUGACAUCUUGGGACAUCGUUGGUCCAUUGCUGGCUGGAUCGACUUUAUCUCAAAGUCCAAGCUUGCACGAGGACUAUACUGAAUCUACUGAAGUCUGGUAGGAUCAUAGUCCCAGUCAGUAUUAAUUUCGUUUUCAUUUUCGAAUUACUAGACCGAAACACUCUUGAUAGACCGAAAUAGGUCUUGGUGUCUUUUGAUUUAUGCUUUCGGUUUUGGAGUUAUCUUAUAGUUACGAAUUUCUAAAUGAUUAAUGUUUAUAAAAUAAGUUUAGUUUAAUUUAAUGCUUUAUGAUUAUUGAUAAUUUCAUUUACUAAUUGUUAUGUACUUGCUGCUGCUAUCAUCUUUGAAAUGUAUGAAUUUUUUGUAAAUGUUAAUAAUAACAUAAGAUCGUUGUCAUAACA